Messenger RNA from Cladophialophora bantiana CBS 173.52, 1641 nucleotides. RefSeq lists its product as uncharacterized. Bases 1 to 1641 code for a protein of 546 amino acids. Gene Ontology annotation, molecular function: transmembrane transporter activity. Gene Ontology annotation, cellular component: membrane. NCBI's taxonomy places the organism in Eukaryota, Fungi, Ascomycota, Eurotiomycetes, Chaetothyriales, Herpotrichiellaceae. The transcript has 2 exons. Gene Ontology annotation, biological process: transmembrane transport. The record is from RefSeq and is a predicted model, not a curated record.
AUGGCAGACCUAGAAGCAAAGCAAGCGGAGAGGAAGGAGCUCUUCUUGGAUGUCCCGCUUCAGUAUCCAGCCUCGUUGACCCCCGUUUCAACGAAUCCAAGUCAGCCUCGCCCCAGUCUCCACUCUGGUCGAUCUUACGUAGACGGACACAGCACAUACUUCAGUGAGCCUGAGCCUGAAGGUGGCCCGGACCAGCCGCAAGAGGUGGAUGUUGAGAGCCCCUCGAAGACGUUCGAAGUGGGUUGGGAUGGUCCGGAUGACCCCAUGAAUCCCCAAAACAUGCAUCCCGCAAAGAAAUGGACGGUUGUCACAACCCUGGCCUUUGGCUCCUUGUGUGUGACGUGCACUUCCUCGCUCUAUACGAUCACCUAUGAACAAAUGGACGCAGAGUUUGGCAACUCACGGAUUGUCGCAACCCUCGGCCUGGCUCUUUUCGUCUUUGGCUUGGGGUUGUCCCCGAUGCUUCUGGGUCCCUUAUCCGAGUUUUAUGGUCGCCGCCCGAUAUAUAUUCUUGGAUAUAUCUUCUUCACCAUCUGGCUGUUCCCCUGUGCUUUUGCUCAGAAUAUUCAGACUAUGUUGAUAGCCCGAUUCCUGGAUGGCUUUUCGGGAAGCGCCUUCCUGUCUGUUGCAGGCGGGACGGUCGGAGAUAUGUUCAAUCGCGACCAGCUUCAAGCCCCAAUGAUGAUAUAUACGGCUUCUCCUUUUAUUGGCCCAGGGCUUGGCCCCGUCAUAGGAGGGUUUAUCAAUUACAACACCUCCUGGCGGUGGUCGUACUACGUGCUCCUGAUAUGGUCCGGAGUGAUGGUGAUCGCGAUUACUUUGAUCGUUCCGGAGACAUACAUGCCGGUGGUUCUGAGGAAGAAAGCGCAAAAGAUGCGGAAAGAGACUGGGGAUGAGAGAUUCAAGGCUCCAAUUGAGGUUUACGAGAAAUCCAUUUUCUGGACGGUGGUGAGGUCUCUGUAUCGUCCUUUCAUGCUUCUCUUCUUGGAACCCAUGUGUUUCAACCUGUGCCUGUUCUCCUCCAUCCUUCUGGGAAUUCUAUACCUCUUCUUCGGAGCUUUCAAUCUCGUCUUCACCGAGGUCUAUCACUUCAAGGUUUGGCAGGUCGGCCUGUCUUUCCUCGGCCUCAUGAUUGGAAUGAUCUUGGCGAUAUUAUCCGACCCCAUCUGGCACAAGAACUACCUCCGACUACUCCGGAACCGAGAGGAGAGCACAGGAGAACGCAAGUCAGAACCGGAAUACCGACUUCCACCCUCGAUAUUUGGGGGAUGGUUCUGCGUGGUCGGACUGUUCUGGUUUGCAUGGACCAUCUAUCCAAGUGUUCACUCCAUCGUCCCCAUCGUCGGCAGCGGCUUUUUCGGAUUCGGCACCAUUCUUGUUUUCACGGGAGUUUUCACCUUUCUGGUCGAGGCGUAUCCGCUCUAUGCAGCUAGCGCUCUGUCGGCCAAUUCGUUUGCACGGAGCUCGUUUGCAGGCGCAUUUCCCCUGUUCGGCGUCCAGAUGUACAACAAGCUUGGCUUCCAUUGGGCCACGACGCUUCUGGCAUUUCUCUGCUUGAUCAUGGCGCCGUUCCCCUAUCUGUUCUUCAUUUACGGGAAAAGACUGCGGCAGAAGAGCAGAUUCACCACCUUUCCUGGAUGA